Drosophila busckii is the source of this 722-nucleotide messenger RNA. Its product is annotated as nuclear protein 1. Bases 214 to 417 code for a protein of 67 amino acids. The transcript has a single exon. Gene Ontology annotation, cellular component: nucleus. The record is from RefSeq and is a predicted model, not a curated record. Lineage: Eukaryota; Metazoa; Arthropoda; Insecta; Diptera; Drosophilidae. Gene Ontology annotation, biological process: negative regulation of cell population proliferation; regulation of transcription by RNA polymerase II; negative regulation of cell cycle.
GUGUCAAGCGGCGGCCAAGGGUUCAGUAUCAAAACAGUUUUGCUACAGAGCACGUCGAAGCCGAAGCAGGUAAACUGCAGUGACGCAUACAGAAAACAAAAGCAACACGAAGAAAAAAUCAACAAAGAGUUUGAGAAAAACGCUCCUAAUCGCAAUACCAGUAUACGCCAGAUCUCAAAACCAGCAAUAAUAACAACAAAAACUACUAUCAAUAUGUCUGAGGCUCACUUUGAUGAAUACGAACACUACAACUUUGACCAUGGAAAACAUAUUUUCUCUGGCCACAGUGGAAAACAGCGCUCAAAGAAGGAGGCGAGCGAGCAUACCAACCACUUUGAUCCCUCCGGCCACUCUAGAAAGAUUUUAACCAAGCUCAUUAACACUAACAACAACAAAAAAGCUGUGAUGAAAAACUGAUGUCUGAGGCAACCAAAGGCCAAUACAAAAAAUACAAAUACUUGAAAAGAAGCAAAAGCGUGCGAAUAAGAAGAAAAGAUAUUGAAUUUAUGUUAAAAGAGAAAAGCUCUAAGAAAAGGCAAGCAAUUAGAAAUUGAAAAAAAAACACACACACACACAAGCACAUUUUACAAAAAGCAAAAAACCAAAAGCAGUCAAGCUGCUGCAGCGGCUGGCGCUAGGAAACAAAAAAAAAAACAGAUAAUCAUUGGAGUACUGUAUUUAAUAGAGUUAUAUAGUUUCUACUAUUUCCUAAACUUAACAAA